AUACAAGUUGUCAUCCUUAAUACAUUGGGUGGCACCAAGAUCCGUUUACGAUUGCCUCCCUUGAAGCUCCAAACAUGAAAUUGCUCAUACCUUCUCUGGCCAUAUUCAUACAUAUCACUGGCCUAAUCUCUUCCCUCUCCGCCGAUGUCUCGGCCGCGCAAAGCUCUCACCAAGACUUCGUUGACGAGCACAACGCCGCUCGUGCUGAAGUUGGGGUCGGUCCGAUCGCUUGGAACGGCACAGUCGCGGCUUACGCUCAAAAGUACGCAGAUGAGCGGAUCGGAGACUGCAACCUCGAGCACUCCGGAGGGCCCUACGGCGAGAACCUAGCCGAGGGCUAUGGCGUCCUGAGCGGCAGGGACUCGGUGAAGAUGUGGGUGGGAGAGAAGGACAACUACGACUACGACUCGAACUCGUGCGUAGGAGGCGAGUGCUUGCACUACACUCAAGUCGUGUGGCGCAAGUCUGUUCAUCUGGGAUGCGCUCGGGUGAAGUGCGAUAAUGGGUGGUGGUUUGUGAUAUGUAACUAUGCUCCUCCCGGCAACUACGAGGGCGAGCGGCCGUAUUGAACGGUCUAUAUAAGUUCUAAAUAAACUCGUAUCUUUCAUUCGAUUCUACAAAACCACACCAACCGAAAUAACGCCCUAUUUCAGACGUACAUAUUGUAAGUCUGCCGUCUAGACGACGCUCCUGUCAAGAACUCCCUACCUUUGCAUUUCUCUCGUUACUAUAUAGAAAGCCGCAAAACGAAACACAAAUGGUCAUAA
Molecule: messenger RNA, 767 nt
Organism: Rhodamnia argentea
Lineage: Eukaryota; Viridiplantae; Streptophyta; Magnoliopsida; Myrtales; Myrtaceae
Product: basic form of pathogenesis-related protein 1-like
Exons: 1
Coding region: 75-569 (164 amino acids)
Cellular component (GO): extracellular region
Source: RefSeq, a predicted model, not a curated record